GUUAUCGGAGAAUAAGAACGAAGAAGAGGGGGAGGAUAAAGGGAUAGAGGUAAUGGAUGAGGAAGAAGGCGAGAUGGAGGAAGAUAAAAAGCCUAAACUGGGCUGGGCUAAUCUCCCGGACGUGUGUCUGCGGCAGGUGUUCUGGUGGCUUCGUGACCGCGACCGUGUCAAGGCGGCCCUAGUGUGUCGCCAUUGGCACCACGUUAUGCGCUCGCCCUCCCUCUGGAGGGUUCGAAACUUCAACUUCUCCGGCCGCAUCUCCAGGACCCGCCGUUCGGCGCUGGAGACGGCCGUGUGCUACGCCAAGACCUACGGCGCUUACCUGGAGGAUCUGGAGAUCCGCUUCUCCCACCCCCUCAACUCUCUGGUGGCCCGGCGCUUCCAGCAGACGCUGAGGUCCUUCCUCGCCGCGCUGCGUAAAACCGGCGGCCGACUACGCCGCCUAACUGUCAACCACAUGGCGCUGGACCGCGCCGCCUGGUGCCGAAGUGUACGCAACUCUCUGGUGCGCAGCCUCGCCUUCUACCUGCGCCGUGAGGGCUCCCGCCUUGGCUACUUGAGCCUGCGGGGGGCCCGCCUCAACCUGCCCCAGGGCCUGGAGGUACUGGAAGCUGUGGCUGCAGCUCAGCAGCACAUCCACCUGGGCCGCCGGCCCGGCAUCACCCACCUCAACCUGGAGGACUUCUUCUCACAGCCGUUGGCAGUCUUCGUCAGCCCCGCCUUCCCCCAGGUCAUGAACCGCUUCCAGGGCCUCUGCACCCUGACCCUUAACUACAGCUGCCUGUCAGACGAGCUGCUGGCGGCCCUGUCCGCGGCGUGUAGUAGCCUGGGCGGGGGAGGGUCCCUGCAGACGUUCACCGUACGAUGCCAUAUCCACGAGCCCCACAUCCAGGUGGUCUGGGGGGAUGCCUGGUCCCAUCUGGCUCACCAUUGUCCCGACCUUCGGGUGCAGAUCACAGUGGAGCGGAUCCUCGACGUGGACAAGCUGGGGAGGAUUCUGCUCAGAGAGAUCCCGCUGCGCUUGCUCAGUCUCACCAGCUGCUACUUCAGUGAACAGGACUGGAGUGCCAAGCCUGCCCUUACCAGCCUUGUGCCCUGCUACAGGAGCUGUUUACAGAAAUUGACCCUGGACCUGAACAACAGCCACGAGUCUGUGGACGAGGAGCUGCUGGAGGUGGUGCUGCUGUGCAGCCGGCUGGUCUACCUGAAGAUCUGGGCCUUUCUGGACAUCAGCUUCCUGGACCGGCUGCUGCAGAAACGCCUGGAAAAGAAGACCAUCCUCAGGACCAUCAAGGUGCGCAUCUACACCAACAAAUAUGAGACUCAGGAUGAGGAUGGGCAGCUGGAGGAGGUGUACUCUCGCUACAGACAACUCAUCAACUCAGAGCUCCACUACCUCGCCAUCUCCUACCCCAUGCUCUGA
Molecule: messenger RNA, 1423 nt
Organism: Oncorhynchus gorbuscha (pink salmon)
Lineage: Eukaryota; Metazoa; Chordata; Actinopteri; Salmoniformes; Salmonidae
Product: F-box only protein 39-like
Exons: 3
Coding region: 53-1423 (456 amino acids)
Molecular function (GO): protein binding
Source: RefSeq, a predicted model, not a curated record